Messenger RNA from Styela clava, 1191 nucleotides. RefSeq names its product THO complex subunit 7 homolog. Gene Ontology annotation, cellular component: THO complex part of transcription export complex. Lineage: Eukaryota; Metazoa; Chordata; Ascidiacea; Stolidobranchia; Styelidae. The record is from RefSeq and is a predicted model, not a curated record. Gene Ontology annotation, biological process: mRNA processing; mRNA export from nucleus.
UUCUAGAAUAUUUUAUCGCUGAACAGUUGGCAACCCUGAGACGCUUUCCGUUCUGCUGAUUUCAAUUGUUGAACUUGCCUGCUGUUUGUCAGUUUGCAGCGUUACUCUCUGACAAUACUUUUGCACGCGUGCUGUCGUACGGUACCCUACAGUCGCAGAACCGCUGGUGCAAGGCAGCCAAAUAUUCUGGAUAUUUUCAACAAGACGUCAUCAAGGUUCAACGGUUAUUAAAUAACUCAUUAACUGGAUCAGAGGAUAAUGGCUACGGAUGAUGAAGUAAUUCGAAAGCGUCUCCUGAUAGAUGGAGAUGGAGGCGGGGAUGAAAGAAGAUUCACUACUUUGAUGAAACUCUUUAUGAAAUGGUGCAAUACUGAAUCUUCAGAUACUGAUCAUCAGACACUACAAAGAAUGCUAUCAAUUCUAUCUCAAAGUGAAUUUGCAAUGACGAGGGCAACUUAUGUUCAUGAAAUGAAUAAAAAGCAGAUGAGAAAGUAUGAAAAAAUACAGAACGACAUUGACAACAAUGUUGAACUGGCACAUCAUGAGAUAGAGAAAUGUAAGAAUGAUUUGGAAAAAGCAAAACUAGUACGAAAGAACAGACAAGAAUAUGAUGCACUGGCUACUAUCGUUUUACAGCAUCCUGAUCGGAAGAAAACGUCUAAGGAACUAGAAGAUUUGAAUAAAGAAUUAGAAGAAUUAACAGAAACAGAGAGAAAACUUGAUGGAAAACUAGUGAAAAGGAGAAAACAAUUUCAUGCUUUGUUGACAUCAAUACAUCAUCUACGAGAAACACUUGAAGAGGAUGAAAUUGAAGAUCAAGAAAUGGAAAUUGAUCAACCAGACUCCAGUAUGGAUGCAACAUGACAUAAGGAUGUGUUAAUCUGAUAUUUUAAGAUCUCUGGCAUUGGGUAGUUUGCACUAAACUUUGAUUCAAAGCUGAUGAAAAUUUUGAAUCUUACUCCACAGCAUUCAGUGGAGGGACAACGAAGUCAUGACUACAAAAAGUUUGAUUUGUGCUUAAUUUUUAAUUUUUUACUCUCGUGCCAGUUUUUGGUAUGUUGGAAAUUUUGAGUCAACUUCCAAGACCAAAUGGAAAGAUGCAACCAAUCCCCCAGCGCUGUUCACAAUAUAACAGGAGCAGGCCCUGGAGAUAAGUGCACCUAAAUUUUGAAAUACAUUUUUAAAAUAGAA